CGUCACAGGGGGCGGAGUCAGGACGUUCAAAACACAGCUUGCCCUCAAUCCUCCCUGAUUUUUUGCUUCCUGCCUCUUUUUUUGCGCUUAUUUUCGCCCCUGCCCCAGUUAUUUGAACUACUUCGCGCUUUAUCGCCUUUUGUUUUAUUUGCUCUUUUUGUAUAAUGCGGCUGCUUUUCGUAUAUUCGCCCCAAAACUCGCUUUUCUUCCCCUCGGGAUUGUCUUCUCCAACAGCAUCCUACUGUUGUUUGCGUGUUUGUUGAUUUCGGUGAUUAUGGACUAAGUGAAAAACCGUAUAAAUGCACCUGCCGUCGAAGGAAUAUCCUUCGUUUGAAAUCAAAGAGUUGUGUGUGCCCUGGGUGCAGCCUGGCCUGUGCUGUAGAGGCGAUGAAGAACCCAGGAGCAGUGGAGGGCCGCAGGUUGGUCGGCCUGCUGGAGGCCGCGCUGGUCAGAGAGGCUCGCCUCUGGAAGGCACCUGUCUUCAAAAAUGGACGCAUCCAGGGCGCUGACAUCUCUUCAUCCCAACACCAAGAAAUCAUCCUUUGGCUUGGAGAGAUGAACAGGCUGUUCCAUUUCUGUCCAGAGACCUUUGCACUGGGAGUCUGUGUCCUCAACCGCCUGCUGUCCACCGUCAAGGCCCAACCAAAAUACCUGAAAUGCAUUGCUUUUACCUCCCUGGUCCUGGCGGCCAAAAUCAACGAAGAAGAUGAGGUAAUCGGUUCUGUUCAAGACCUGGUUGUGCAGAGCGGAUGCAACUUUUCAACAGCGGAGAUUCUUCGCAUGGAGAGGAUCAUUCUAGACAAGCUGCACUGGGACUUGUACACCGCAACGGCAGUCGACUUCAUUCACAUAUUCCACGCCCUGCUCGUCUCCGGCCACCCUCACCUCAUUCCGUCCAUCGGGCUCGGCUCCGGCGUCGGCUGGGACGCGGCAACAGACCCCGGCGUGCUUCCAUCCGAGCCGGGGCGUCAGAAGAGGCCCGCGGGCCUCCAGGCGGCGUUGUGGACCAGGCAGGUGCAGCACUGUAUGGCCUGCCACCAGCUUUGGCAGUUCAAGGGCUCCACGUUGGCCUUGGCCAUCAUCACUUUGGAGCUGGAGGCGCUCACGCCGGACUGGUUCUCCGUCUUUACCGAUCUGCUGAAGAAAGCUCAGGUCGACAGUGCCGAGUUCAUCCACUGCAAAGAGCUGGUGGACGAGUACCUACGCAGCCUGGAGUUCUCCCUGCCGGCCAACGCCGUCUACAUCUUCGACAGCGCCCAGAUCCAGGAGCAGGAGCGGGCCUGGAGCCCCACGCAGCGCCACAGGCGGGCCAGGGGGGGGCACGGAGGCAGAGAGCAAGGGGACAUUGACGAGUAUUGCGACGGUUUUAGGUGUUUGUACAACGAAGAGAUGACUCCGGCGCUGCAGGGAGACGACUCUAAGGGUUUGUUUGAUUCCCAGAAGAAAAACGUCUCGCCCUGCCCACCACUGCACCCUGCUGUCAACUAGUUCACUGACACCGUCCGCCUCUUUAGAAGUGCGCAGUCCUCCCAUUUCACUAGAGAAUGUUAUGAAGGCCAAUAUACUGGAAUUCGGCAGAUUUUAGGGCCUUAAUUGUAAGUUUCAGAGGGCUCUGAAGUAGCUGACCUCAAUCUAAAUGUUACUCACCUGCUAUAACGUUUAGGAAUUUAUUUAAAAAAGAAUAUUAGUUCAUUCCGUGCACUUCCACACUGAAAUGUGAAUCUAUAGGUGUGUAUGGAUCACCAUCACUUGUUUCUGUUUCGACAGCUGGGCAGUUGAGGAGAAAUGUGGGGAAUCAAUGAGUCUGACCGAAUGUUUCUCUUUGGCGGUACAUUUAAGUUCUCUACUUAUUGUUUUUAUUAAUGCAAUAUUUUAUUUUAUUAACCAACCUGUCCUUUAAUCCACAAAUGGUUUUGUUUAACAGGAUGAAGGUUAAGUUAGGCAGUUGCGUGUGUUUUUAUAAGAGUGGUUGGGUUUUUUUUUUUUUUUUUUUUUUUAUGUUUGAGAGUUGAUCCUGAUUUAGUUUGACGUGAGGUAUCUUGGUGUUCAGGUUCCCCUCAGAGCCACAUAGCACUUUGAGAUAAAGCUUUUUUUAUGCAAAUAAUUAUAUUUUUUCACAACCUUUUUUAUUAUUAUUUUUAAUCUCUUUCUUGUACUAAUUUUUGUGCCGUUUUUAUUUAGCAGUUAUUUACAAAAGCUACAUUUUACACAAAAAAAAGCUUUAAUUUUUUGACUAAAUGCUGCAGAUGUUUUUAUUUCCUUACUGCUUCAGUCUGUAUUUUGGUUUAUGCAAUUAUUGUUACAUAUCAGUAGAAACAGGAGUAACUUUGGGAGAUCACUUCAACACAAAAGCAGAAAGACAAAAUAAGUUGUUUUGACAUCAUGAGAUUACCUGAUGAAUGACCAAGCAUUUAUGUUCUUAUUUAUAUUUUCAAAACAUAUAUUAAAUACUGUACGAGAGCACCAAUAAUCAUACCUAAAAUUCUGUCACAUCAUUGAAGUGUUGGGAUAAAAGUAUCCUGUUUUAUUUUGUAAAUAACACCUAGUUCUGUUGCAUCCCGAUGCUGCCAUUUAAACUGAAACGGUGACAGAAUAUUGUUCUCAAUUUAAACUAUAUAAUGUGGCUGAUACACACAAUGUGUCACUUUACCUCCAAUGCCAGACAUCCGACGCCUAAAGACUCUGAAAUGACUUGAGGCUGCUGAAAUACUGUGUUCAGAGAGAAGCCAGCAAUGAGAUCUUUAAUGUGAACUGGUUACUGACUGUUCUCCACUGUAAGGUCUGCUUUUGAAUCAUUCAGUCAAUCUGGAUGCCACACCAGUGACCAAUGUAAAGGUUUGUUUUUUUCAUAUUCCUUCAUUUACUGAGGCAGCUAUAUCUUAUUCUGGUCCACCACAGAAAUAAAGCUAUGACUUAACGUCUAAAGUGGAA
This is a messenger RNA of Centropristis striata (black sea bass), 2931 nucleotides long. RefSeq names its product cyclin I family, member 2 (gene ccni2). Gene Ontology annotation, biological process: regulation of cyclin-dependent protein serine/threonine kinase activity; mitotic cell cycle phase transition. The record is from RefSeq and is a predicted model, not a curated record. Lineage: Eukaryota; Metazoa; Chordata; Actinopteri; Perciformes; Serranidae. Gene Ontology annotation, molecular function: cyclin-dependent protein serine/threonine kinase regulator activity. The transcript has 7 exons. Gene Ontology annotation, cellular component: cyclin-dependent protein kinase holoenzyme complex; nucleus; cytoplasm. The coding region runs from base 388 to 1488 and encodes 366 amino acids.